This is a messenger RNA of Paramisgurnus dabryanus, 3948 nucleotides long. The record is from RefSeq and is a predicted model, not a curated record. NCBI's taxonomy places the organism in Eukaryota, Metazoa, Chordata, Actinopteri, Cypriniformes, Cobitidae.
GGAUUGCCCCUUUAACAAUAGUUGGCGUAGCCCUUUAAAAGAGCGGACAGAUUGCACCAGGUGCGUGGUUGCGUACGUCAGGCAAUCACGUAGCUAUAUAGGCACAGGUGAUUUCGCUUUCUUCGUGCCAUUGUACUGAUGUGACCUGUGGCUGUAUAUCGGCAUAGGUGAUUUCGCUUUCUUCGUGCCAAUUGUACUGAUGUGACCUGUUGCUGUAGGUCUUGUAUCUCCUUCACUCCUCGGUAAAGAUAAGUCGGGUAUAUCCAGGCAUCCGUUGUGAGUAUGUGAGUGUUAUACACGCAAAAGGUAAUUUUAUUUUUCCCUACCCUUCUGGUGUGAUUAUAAAUGGGAGAGGAGUGGGGAGGAAGAAGAAAAGCAAACGAAUGUAUGUCUAAUGUUUUUCAGAGUGCCAGUUGCUGCUUUGCUGCGGUUAAAUCGGCGUUCCCGUCUGAGAAGCGGGUUUGCAGUGCACGCUCGUGGUUGUAUCGAGCGCUCGCAAGUUUAUUGAACAUUCUUAAUGCCUGUACGAGGCUCAUUGGAGCCGCUCUAAACCCGUAACUUGAUUUUGGGAUUUCAUGGGGUUCGCCACCUCGCUGGCGCAAUUUUAUGUAUGGUUUAUUAACUUAGUUAUUUAGAAAUCUGGGGUAUUGUAUUUGGGUUGCUUCCUGCAUAUUGACACCGCUCAUUUACGGAGCGGAUUAAUAGUGACGCAAUUCUUUUGAUUUUCAUUUAUUGCCGAUUGUAUUUUGUUGGGUAUGUGUGUUUAACUGAAAUUGUGUGGUUGUUUGGUUGUUUCUUUAUUUUAUUUUCGGUUGUUGAAAUUAUCAGCUAUUAUUAUUUAGAUUUGUUUAUUAAUUGAUUUAGUCAUUUCAGUUAUUUUGGGGUUUGUUAUUUCUUUUUGUCUUCUGUAUGGAUACCGCUAACGGAGCAGAUCAAGUGUAGUCUUUUGACCUGUGUUUAUUUGCUCAUUGUAUUUGUUCUGUGUGUACAAUGAAGUUAACGUAAGAUUGUGUUUUUCUUUUACUGACAUUAUCUGGUAUUAUUAUUUAGGCCUGUCUAUUUAUUGAUUUAUUUUGGUUAUUUUGGAUUUUGGGGUUUGUGAUAUUUCUUGUUUUUUGUAUUAAUGCUGCUCAUUUACGGAGCAGAUUGAUUGUGUUAUAAUCUUUUGGUUUGUGUGUAUUUGUUGGUUGUAUGUGUGUGGUGUGUGUGAGUUGUAUUGAAAUUUUGUCUUUGGUUGCUUUAUUUUUCUUCAUUAUUAGUAUAAGUAUAAUAGUUUUAUUAGGCCUCGUUUUUUUGAAUUGAUUUAGUAUUUUGGUUUUGCUAUUCGAGUGGUAUUAUUUCUUUGAUCUGCUUUACAUUAAAACUGCUCAAGAAUGUAGUGUAGUUAUUGUGGGGAUUGUGUUUUCUUAUUUAAUUUGUCUUAUUUUGAUUUAUUUGGUUUGUGUUUGGUGGAUUUACAUAAUUUUGUUCUUUAUUUGGUUUGAAGUGUGUGUUUAUUAUUUGAGCAGUAAAUUGUUUAUUGCAAUCAGAGAAAAUAAACUAACUUGAUUAGUUUAUUCCUUUUUUCUUUUCCUCUUCCUGUAAUUUUUGAAUAUGUUUGUGUUGGUCAGUGUAUGGUGGACGGCCCAUGUAAGCCAACCACAACAAAGCCUAUUUUGUUGACCUGUUUCCAUUGGUCAAAAGGGUCUUUUAAAUUUUACUGUCUCGCUCCAUGUGGUUUUAGUAAUUUAAUUGAUUAAUAAAUUUGUUAUCUGUGACUUUGUCUCUGCUUGUCCUUUUCAUUUGGUUGAAAGCCUGAAGUGCGGGCCUUAUUAGUAUGAUUUGACUGUAAUCCAGUCACAAGUGGCGUAGUCGGCAGGGCCGAAGUGACAAGCAGAGACAGUCACAGAGAAGAAUUGUAUGGUUGUGUGUUGUUGUGUUUUUGGUGUUUUUUUAGCAAAGCAGCAGCUGGUACGAAGCAGCCAGGAUUGUGAUAGUGGAAGAGAUUUGGGUUAAGUGGUAAGGUUUUCCUUUUUUUCUUUCUCUCUCUCUCUUUUUUUUUGGGGGGGGGAAGCUUGUAGAUAUGGAGGCUGAAUUGGAGGAGUUGAGAAGGCAAGUGCAGUCAUUGAGGGGAGAAAAUGAGCCGUUGCACCAACAGCAAGCAGGCCAGGCUACUGGAGCGGCGGGCCCCUCAACUGUGAAUGUCCUACCUGCCCCUAGCCCCGUAGUUGAACGAGUCGUUUACGUCCCUAGGGAACGGAGGGGUCGUAUGUUUAGUGGUAGAGGGGAAGACAAUGUGUUUGAAUGGGUGGAGGAGAUACAAGCCUGCUUGCGGGUUCGACAUCUGCCUUCAGCUGAGGAGACAUUAUUUGUUAUAGAUCACUUAGAGGGUCCUGCCAAGAAUGAGAUUAAGUAUAGGGCAAGAGGAGAUAGGGAAACACCAGAACAGGUGUUCUCUAUCUUGAAGGAACUUUAUGGGUGCUCACAGUCCUAUAUUGCCCUGCAGCAAAACUUUUUUUCUCGUAAACAGCUUGAGGGCGAGUCCUUGCAGGAGUAUUCCCAUGCUCUUUUUGCAUUAAUGGAUAAGGUGGUACAACAUACCCCUGGAGGUAUGACUAAUUCAGUGGUUUUACUUCGAGACCAGUUUGUAGAGCAUGUGCUGGAUAGUGGUUUGCGGCGGGAGCUCAAACGUUUUGUUCGAUUGGACCCUGAUUCCACCCUUCUGGAUGUUCGUAAAGAGGCAAUUAGAUGGGUGGAUGAGGGAUUUCAUUCGGAGAGGAGAGAGAGGAGUCAUUCGCUCCCAGCUUCCUCUGUUCUUCAGUAUAGAGUACAGGGACAGAUAGAUUCCUCUAGUCCAUCAGAGGUAAAUGUUUCAGAGCUCACAGAACUGAAGAGAAUGAUGAGGGCCCAGCAAGAACAACUUAAUGAACUGACUCAAAGUUUACGGCAACUGCAAUCCCAGAGUGUAGGUAACCGUCCCAGGCAGCCUGGCCCUAUCAUUUGUAGGCGAUGCAAUCAGCCUGGGCAUAUUGCUCGUAAUUGUACACUAGGACAGAUUCAGUUUAGAGAUCAACGGGCUCGUUUGUCACAUGGGAAUGUAGUGCCUCCUAAUGGGCAGGCGGAAAACUGCAACCCUCUGAACUGAUGAGCCACAGUUCGGAAGGGAUAGGGCCUGGCUCAGGGGCCCCUGCCCCCACUGGUAGUGGACCCUCUACUUUGUUGGGUAAAUGCCCCUCAGUUGUAGUUAAUAUGGGUGGGGUUAAUGUUCCAUGCUUAUUGGAUACAGGUUCCAUGGUAACCACUGUCACAGAGAGCUUCUUCUUGGCUCAUUUUGAGCCCUGGGGUAAGAAAAGGUUGAAUGAAUGUGGAUGGUUGCAGCUUCGGGCCGCUAAUGGUCUCUCUAUUCCUUUUGUAGGAUACCUGGAGUUGGAUUUUGUUGUAUUGGGUAGACGUAUUCACAAUAAGGGUGUCCUUGUUGUAAAGGAUCCUCCUCAGGUUCUUUCUACAUCAGGGUUGCCAGGUCUAUUGGGGAUGAAUGUUAUAGGUGAGUGCUUUCAGGAGCUGUUUAAUCAACAUGGCCCAGAGUUGUUUAAUCUCCCUAUAGUUAAAGAAGUUCCAGCGUGGACAUCGGCACUUCAAUGUUGCCAGACUGGUUGCUUUCAGGGGUCAGAAUUUAGUGGGGGGCCUGUACGUGUCCGGGGUAAACAUGUGGUCCGCAUUCCAGCAAACUCCUUGCAGUUUGUCCCAGUUACUUGUGCUGUACAGUGUGGGUUACUUUCUAUGGCCCUUUACGAGCCUUUAGACAAUGGGAAUCCACUUCCAUCUGGCUUGUUGGCAUCUGUAUCCCUGGUUCCGGUGAGAGGUGGUAUUACUAAAGUCCCUAUGGUUAACAUAGGUGAACUUGAUGUCUUCCUGCAACCACGACAAGUGGUGGGGACAUUGUGUCAGGUCCAGCCAAUGAGCUGGCCA